Lactuca sativa (garden lettuce) is the source of this 1074-nucleotide messenger RNA. Its product is annotated as putative serine/threonine-protein kinase PBL3. Gene Ontology annotation, molecular function: ATP binding; protein kinase activity. Gene Ontology annotation, biological process: protein phosphorylation. NCBI's taxonomy places the organism in Eukaryota, Viridiplantae, Streptophyta, Magnoliopsida, Asterales, Asteraceae. The record is from RefSeq and is a predicted model, not a curated record.
AUGGGAAAUGGUAUAAGCAAACUCAAUCUAAAUUGUCAUGUCAAAAAUUCCAUUGGAGAACAAAACCUCUAUGAACUCGACGACUUUCAUUCUCAUAAACUCGAUCAUUAUUGUUACAAAGUUUUAAAAGCAGCCACAGGGAAGUUUUGCAACAAGAAUCUAGCAGGACAAGGAGGUUGUGGUGAUGUUUAUAAAGGGUGGAUAGAUUAUCGCGCAAAAGAUUCUGCAAAACCAGGACAUGGUUUAACUGUUGCUGUUAAAAGGAUCAAGAAGGAAGGUGUUCAAGGCAUAGAUGAAUGGAGGAAUGAAUUGAAGAUUUUGAGUAGUUUUAAACAUCCAAAUGUAGUGAAACUGUUGGGAUAUUGUGCUGAAGGUAUGCACAGGAUGCUAGUGUUUGAGUUCAUAUCUAAUGGAAGCUUGGAGGAGAAUCUUUCAAGAGAAUGCAGUAUGGAACUUAACUGGAGAAAAAGAAUCAAAAUAGCUAAAGGGUUAGCACGAGGUCUCGAGUAUCUUCACACCAUGGACAGACCCGUCAUCCAUCGCGACAUUAAAUCCGCCAAUAUUCUUCUUGAUAAUGAUUUCAAUCCAAAGAUUGCAGAUUUUGGGCUCUCAAGAUUCGGGCCACAGGGUGACAAAUCACAUGUCUCAACCUUGGUUCUUGGAAGUAAAGGCUACUUUGCACCCGAGUACAUUGGCACAGGUCAUUUGACAUUGAAAACAGAUGUUUAUAGCUUAGGGGUUGUACUUUUGGAGAUCCUUUCAGGGUUAAAAGCGGUUAAAAGGUAUCCAAAUGGAAAGUUAACAGAACUUGCUCAUUGGGCUAGACCAUAUCUUAAUGAUAGAAAAGAACUACAUUGUGUGAUUGAUAAAAGGAUUGUAAAGAAUUUGGAUGUUGAAGAAGCUAAUGAGUUUGCUACCAUUAUUCAACAAUGCCUUAGUGUAGAUCCAAGAAAACGUCCAACAAUGACGCAAGUUUUGCAUAGUUUAGAUCGGCUAGAACGGAAUAUGGAUAGAUGGAAUUAUAAUUUCGGCAAUGGACAUGUACUUACAAAACAAUACCAUAAUAUUUUGUGA